This is a messenger RNA of Entelurus aequoreus (snake pipefish), 1362 nucleotides long. RefSeq names its product cadherin-22-like. Gene Ontology annotation, biological process: adherens junction organization; cell morphogenesis; homophilic cell-cell adhesion. The transcript has 5 exons. The coding region runs from base 358 to 1362 and encodes 334 amino acids. Gene Ontology annotation, cellular component: membrane; adherens junction; catenin complex. Gene Ontology annotation, molecular function: calcium ion binding; cadherin binding. The record is from RefSeq and is a predicted model, not a curated record. NCBI's taxonomy places the organism in Eukaryota, Metazoa, Chordata, Actinopteri, Syngnathiformes, Syngnathidae.
CGACGACUGACUUUUUGGACAAUUUGCCAUGAAAGCGCCAUCAUUUCACCAUUAAAGAUGGCCGCCGGACGAGGCUGGAUGAGCCGGCUGUGAAAAAGGAGGAAGAGAAUCCUAAAGUCAAAGUCGUUUGGAACAUCUUGUUGUAAAGACGCCGUUAUGUGAUGAAUGUCUGGAUAAAAAGUGGGUCAGCGAUGGAACCCGACAGGUCUAAGAAGAAGCCCGUGACUCUCCACCCAGCCCAUAAUUGAACAUCUUUGAUCCUGUGGAUUAAUAUUCUCCUCAAACCUGAAGAUUUAUCUUGCUUUUUUUCCCUCUCCAAAAUUCCAUGUAAAUUGGACUAUCAACCUAUCAUCCAACAUGGCUUCAGUUUGGACAUUUUGGACCCUGUUGGCAGCUUGGGGUCUUCUUGGAUGCCGGUGCCAGGCCUCAAGGACUAGUGGUCCAAGCAAAGGGGAGCAGGGGGCUUCUUCUGUGGAACGAGUCAAGAGGGGAUGGGUGUGGAACCAGUUUUUUGUGGUGGAGGAGUACACGGGCACGGAGCCGCUCUACGUCGGGAAGAUCCACACAGACUCAGACGAAGGCGAGGGAAACAUCAAGUACACCAUCUCAGGAGAAGGGGCCGGAACCAUCUUCAUCAUCGACGAGCUGACGGGAGACAUCCACGCCACCGAGAGGCUGGACCGCGAGGAGAAGGCCUUUUACACCCUGCGGGCGCAGGCCCGGGACCGCCUCAGCGACGACCCCCUGGAGCCCGAGUCGGAGUUUGUCAUCAAGGUCCAGGACAUCAACGACAGCGAGCCCAAGUUCCUGGAGGGUCCGUACAUUGGCAGCGUGGCUGAACUGUCCCCCAUAGGAACGUCCGUUCUGAAGAUUACUGCGUCAGACGCUGACGACCCGUCGUACGGCAGCAGUGCCAGAGUGGUCUACAGCGUCCCGGAAGAAGAGAAGUUCUUCACCGUGGACAGACACACUGCUGAGGCCAAGGACGCGGAGCCCAAUCCUGACCGAGGCCCGGCCGUGGGCGGUGCAGUUCCCCAUGUGGGUAAAACCGGGAGGCAGUAUGGCUACGGGAGUAAACCCCAAAUGAAAAAUCUGUGCUCCGGGGACACACACAUGGGCAGGUUUCCAGCAGAUCGGAUCUCUGGCAGUCCCCUGCAACUGCACUCACCUGAAGGUCGUCUCAAGUUUUUCUCGUGCCACUGGAAUAUGGUGGGUGUGGCCAAGAUUGUGGGGGAAGGAACUGCGCGCACCAUCCCUCACACAAAUACACUCUUUGCGCAGGCUUCAGCUUCUUCCGAAAAGUCCUCUGGCGACAGGAUAAAGCGACGGGGGCAGGUCAAGGAUGUGACUGGGAGCUCCUAG